Molecule: messenger RNA, 1287 nt
Organism: Pochonia chlamydosporia 170
Lineage: Eukaryota; Fungi; Ascomycota; Sordariomycetes; Hypocreales; Clavicipitaceae
Product: NADH:flavin oxidoreductase/NADH oxidase
Exons: 4
Coding region: 1-1287 (428 amino acids)
Molecular function (GO): oxidoreductase activity; FMN binding
Source: RefSeq, a predicted model, not a curated record
AUGGCACCAAAACGAGUAACUGCACCGCAAGUAGACCCGGCGCCGUUGCGCCAGCCUCUGGCAUUCGACUUCAGCGGGAGAAUUGCGCCGAAUCGAAUUCUCAAGGGCGCAAUGACAGAAAGGCUCUCAACUUGGGACCCGAAAGGUGGUUUUGGCGUCCUCCUGACAGGGAAUGUCAUGAUAGAAUACGAUCAACUGGAGUCACCUGGUUGUGCUGUAAUACCGCGAGAUGCUCCUUUCAGCGGCGAACGAUUCGAAGCCUUCAGAGACAUGGCUUCAGUGUCGAAGAAGAAUGGCAGCUUAAUUGUUGCCCAAGUAAGUCAUCCAGGGCGACAAGUUUACAGCACUGUGCAGCAAAACCCAAUCUCGGCAAGCGACGUGCAGCUCCAAUUGAACAGAGCGGGAAUGUCAUUUGCCAAGCCGAGGGCUAUGGAGAAGAAGGACUUUGAGAAUGUCAUUGGGGGCUUUGCGCACGCUGCCGAAUAUUUGUACAAGGCGGGCUACGACGGCAUUGAAUUGCAUGGUGCUCACGGUUACUUACUUGCGCAGUUCUUGUCGCCGACAACUAACAAGCGUACCGACCAAUAUGGAGGCUCGCUAAUGAAUCGUGCGAGAAUCAUCUUCGAGAUCAACGAUGCCAUCCGCGCUCGUGUCCCGAAAUCCUUCCUCGUCAGCAUCAAGCUCAACAGUGUGGAGUUUCAAGACGGCGCUUUUUCCACUCAGGACUGUAGAGAUUUGUGCGCGGCCCUGGAAAGAAGCGAGUUUGACUUUGUAGAGUUGUCGGGCGGUACUUAUGAAGCUGGUGCCUUUUACCACCGCAAGGAGUCGACCAAGAAGCGAGAGUCAUUUUUCUUGGAAUUUGCUGAUAUCAUCGUACCCGAGUUGAAGAAGACUAAAGUUUUCGUCACGGGUGGCUUUCGCACAACAAAUGGCAUGGUCAAGGCCCUCGACACGAUACAUGGUGUAGGACUCGGUCGUCCAGUUUGCGAUGAAUUUGAUUUGCCGCGGAAGAUACUCGACGGCACUGUUUCUGGGGCGAUUGAAGGCUUGAUUGACCAGGCCGAUACCACCAUGACAAACCUGGCGGCUGGUUCUCAAAUUCGUUUGGUGAGCCGGGACUUACAGCCCUUGGACUUGAGUCGAGAGGAUCACAUGGAGGUGUUUUUGGACUCGAGAAAGAAGUGGCUUGAGAUGAUGGCAGGUAAUAAAGACUGGUCAAGGUAUGGAUUUGUGGAUAUAUUAGGGCUACAAGGGGAGGCAUACGGGAACGAGUAUCCAAGAUUAUAG